Molecule: messenger RNA, 552 nt
Organism: Culicoides brevitarsis
Lineage: Eukaryota; Metazoa; Arthropoda; Insecta; Diptera; Ceratopogonidae
Exons: 3
Coding region: 1-552 (183 amino acids)
Source: RefSeq, a predicted model, not a curated record
AUGGCAGUUGUGAGUCUUGUAGAGUCUCCUGAUCUAAAUAAUCGCAAAGUUCAAGUAAAUUCUGGAUGGCAAACGAAUUUUGAUCUUCCGAGUACAGUGAGAGUCUUUACGAAUCCCGUUAAUUUUCCCGGAUGGUACAAAAAAAGAUCGUUAGAUGAGCAAAAUUUGGUGCGACAGAAGCGGAAAGCGAAUUACGAGAAAUAUUUGAAUGGAACAAGGAUCGUGAAUGACAUUCCGGCGGGAGCUUUUUACAAUUCCUUCAGGGAAAUGUUGCCGAUGUAUGGAUAUCAUGAGGAAUGCCUUGAACGAAGCAUUUGUGAAAUGGCGAAGCAUCCAAUUCAUCGACACGAGGAUUGUGUGUUGGCGGAAGUGUUGCAUGUGUUAUUAACACCUUCCGAGCAUCAAUCCUUCGACGACAACGAGCUUCACGACAAAGAAUAUUACGAAAAAGUUGAAGAAUUAGGACGACAUGGAGCAGAUUGUGAAGAAAUUUUCCAUCUUUGUGACGAAUCUCCGCUCACACAUUUCACAAAAUUAUUAGAAAUCGAAUAA